Cannabis sativa is the source of this 1255-nucleotide messenger RNA. Its product is annotated as protein POOR HOMOLOGOUS SYNAPSIS 1. The record is from RefSeq and is a predicted model, not a curated record. Lineage: Eukaryota; Viridiplantae; Streptophyta; Magnoliopsida; Rosales; Cannabaceae. The transcript has 8 exons. Bases 53 to 1036 code for a protein of 327 amino acids.
AGAGAAGUUAUAAAUAGUGAAAUAGUAGAGUAGGAAACUAAAAAGGAGGGAAAUGGCGGAAUCAGUGGCUUUGGUACCAAACCGUCACGUAGAGAAGUUAGCCACCGCCAUUAGAGAGGGUUGGGAGAUCGAGUUCUCUCGCUUCUUCAGCUACCCUCUCCUCUCUUCUACUUCUCCUCAUCUCCUUCCCCUCCCUCCCUACCUCCGUAAUCGUCGUCCUUUCGGCACCUGGAUCACUUCCAUGUCCCCUGCUUGGCUCCAACUCCUCCAUACUCCCUCUCACCCCAGCGUCAUCCUCACUGUCUUGCUCGGAGGAGAAAUGCAGGAGGAACACUACGUUACGAAGUUGAACUUCGCCUGGCCUCACGCUUCGUGCAUCUCUGGAUUUCCAGCCAGGGGUACCAAAGUCGUGAUUGUUAGCUACAGAGAUUCCGUUGGAGAAGUACAGAAGUUUGCUCUGCGAUUUUCUACAAUUUGUGAAACUGAAGCAUUCCUGGGUUCUAUUAAGGAUAUAUUGAAUGGUGCUAGUGACAAUGUACCUCUUAAUAAUGAAGUUGGAUCAGCAAUUUCAUCACAAUCUCACUUCAUGCCUUCUAACACACCUUCACAUCGAGCUGCGGAGGACAUGAAAAUGAUGACUUCUGUUCAAGCUUAUUCUCUUGAAUUGCCUGCAAUAGCGAAGAUCGAAGCCUCACAUCAACACUCACAGAUCGAAGCUGUCUCACAUCAACACUCACAGAUCGAAGCUGCACAACAACACUCGCAGAUCAAAGCUGCACAACACUCGCAGAUCGAAGAAAGGAUGCCCACGUCUCACAAUUUCGCUUCCAACUUUGCAGCUUUUCCUCCCAGCUUCACCUCAUUCCUGACAAGUUACAGUCCCAAUAUUGGAUAUGCUACAGAAAAUUCAACUUCAUUCGAGGAAAAUGAAGUCAAGACGCUACUCAUGAAAUAUCUGGAAGAUUCUUCUUUCAAUGAUAUGCUGAACAAAGUGGAUAGAGUUAUCAACGAAUUGGGAGGUGAUUUGACGUUGUAAUUGCUCGUUACUCUAAUCAGUUUAGUAGUUCUCUUUGCCCUUUAAAAUUUCUUAAUCUCACUGUAAAGUACUAAAGUUGAUGAUAUAUUUUUUUUGUGUUACAUAGUUGGGAUUCGAUCCCACACACCCCAAUACUUUCUAUAUAUGACCACUUGAACUAGCCUCGAAUGGUUACUAAAGUUGAUUAUAUUAAGAAAUCAAAUAGCACAUUUUAGCUCU